AAACUAAAUGUAUUGUUUUGAAUACUAUAUGAUACCUCACAUUAUCUAAUUCUUCCAUAUCCCAUGGGACUGUAACUACUGCAUCAAUUUUCUAAGGCUAAUCGUGACCUCCAGUCGAUAGGUGUCAGUAUAACGGAAGAAAAACCCGGACGUUUUGUCUAGAAAUGCGCGCAUCCGAAGAAGCGGCGAGUUUUUUUUUCUUUCUUUCUUUCUUAUAUCGUUUUAGUGGGGCUGCUUGUAACCUGGUCGUGCCAAACGCCGGCUAGUUUACACAAUCUUUAAUUUCCUCAUAAAAUAACAACCUACUAGCUGUCUGCGGUGGAUAUACCCGAAUACUGAUACAGCGGCAUUUUGAUUUUCAUGUGAAAGAAGGGUGCUCGAGAGGGCUCCAAAUCAACAAUGAGCACAUCCAUGCCUAGCAUGAUCAUGGAGAGAGGAUCGCGGAACCCGCAAAAUGUCCUGAAUGAUGGCUUAGGCAGAGACUUGAUGAAUGCGGGCCGGUUUUGUUUCAGCUGUGAGCAGAUAUUUGCAAAUCGGCGAUGCCUGGAGGAACACGUAUGUUCUGCUGCAAGUCACAUAUGCUCCUGUGGAACUGAGUUUAGUGAAUACAAAGACAUGCUGGAGCACAGCACCACACAUGAACCAGGCCACCAAGUGCUUGAUCAUGAAACAAUAAGGAAGCGUAGAAUUGAGAAGCGCAUAGAAGAGGAAGAGAAGCUGAAAAGAUUACAGACAGGUGAAGUUGUCUGGCAGCCACCAAAACUGAACCAUGUGCCAUCAAUUUCUUUGUCAGUGAAGCCUAUGCUACAAGUGCCCAUUACAUCAGAUCGUAUGUUACAAGUGCCCAUUACAUCAGUAUGUUACAAGUGCCCAUUACAUCAGCUCGCAUGUCACAAGUUCAGGUGCCGCCUGCCCAAAUUUCACAAGUGCCUAAGUUGUACCCCUCUAUGUCACAAGCAUCUUUUUUCCCAAAUCCUGUCAGCUCUACAACAGACAUGCAGAAUAUUUUUGCAGGUGUAGGUGCACCAACAGUGGAUCUUUGGACGCUUUACCAGCCAGUAGUGUUGUUGCGCACGGUGCGCAAGUAUAACAGGAAAAAGCCGUAUUCUUGUGGUAAAUGUGGGCAGUGUUUUUUGACAAAGACUAAUCUAAUUUCGCAUCACAGCUCUCAUGUCACUGAUAAAGUUUCUGGCUGUGUAGGAUGUGGUCUGCUGCUCUCCAGCAAGAAGGUAGUUCCUCGCUUCCAUGUUUGUAACUCACCCAAUACUACUACCAAAUUCAGACUUGUUACUGCGAGACCCCCAAGUUACAAGAGAGUAAAUGUAGCUGUUACAGAUACAAGCCUGAGUGCUCAGGGGCCUCAGGCCACUUCCUCUCUACUUUUGAAAAGCCAGAAUCUCAGUGCAGUUAGUAAAGACAGACAGACACCUCAUGUCACUUCCACCCUGCCAUUGACAAAUGAGAAUAUCAGAACGUAUAGUAAGAGCAAUCACAGGCUUCAUGCCACUCAAUCCCUGCAAUCUGAGAGUCCAAAGCCUAAUGCAUCAAAGUCUAUCAAUGUCUCCCUUCCCUCAAAGAGUCAAAAUCCCAGUGCAUCAAGUAAAAGCAAUCAGAGGCUUCCUGACACCCCCUCCUUACAAUUGAAUACACCCACAAACUGUGCUUCAUCCUCUAGACCAGAUUGGUUCACAUGUCGAGUCUGUCAUCUUCCUUUUGAAACUGCUCAGCUGCUUCAGAGGCACAAGUGUAUCAAAGCCAAGGAGUUUAUGGCACAGCAUGGGCUAGGCAGACAGCAAUACAAACUAAAGAGGGUGACACAAGUGGCGAGCCCAAUUUCUGCUCAUAUGAAUGGUGUGAGAAAAGUUGGGAUCCCAGCUCCUGGUAACAUAAGGAAAAGCCAAGUCAUGGCUAUCAGUCUGGACAAAGGGCAAGGUGCAGUUCCUAUGAACAGGAAAGCAGAAACGGAUAGGGACGAUGACUGUUACAUUGUUGAAGGUGGACCAGAUAAACCUGCUGAAAUGAUUUAUCAAGUUACUUCAUCUGUUCCUAUUAAAACUUGACAAAACUAGAGAGCCACAUCAAAUUUGCAUGUCACAUUUUAUGUUAAGGACCAAGUGCAUAAAUAUGGCCAUCUCCUGGUUGAGUGAGAUGUACUUGUUUUGGAUGAACUUGGUGCCCCUGCAAUGGUUACAGAAAUUGUGAAUCUAUAAUGUUCAAUUGCAAAAUGUAUGUGCAUGGUUUUCCUGUUUGGUGAGAGAACCAGAUACUGUAUUAUAGAAUUUUUUUUAAUGCUUUAGUAUGAUCCAAAUAUGUUGUGAGGCUGUGGGAAUUUAGCACAAAACCUAUGUUCUCAGCUUUGUCACACCACACAAAUACUGCAUAUGUUGUAUUAAACUAUAUUUUCAAACUUGCUGUGUGUGUAUUACUGAGGUAAUGCAGCAUCUUUUGUUACCAAGAUUAUUCACAUGAUAAAUCUAAUGUAAAGUGCUUUUAAGCUAAGAGCAGUACAGCUACAUUUCAAAGGAUAUGUAAUACUUAAAUAAUUAAGUGCAGU
Molecule: messenger RNA, 2554 nt
Organism: Monopterus albus (swamp eel)
Lineage: Eukaryota; Metazoa; Chordata; Actinopteri; Synbranchiformes; Synbranchidae
Product: oocyte zinc finger protein XlCOF7.1-like
Exons: 2
Coding region: 858-2060 (400 amino acids)
Source: RefSeq, a predicted model, not a curated record